CAACGACACUCCGCUUCUCUCCCACGGUGGCGCCGCCAACUUCUCCUUCAUCACUGCGCUUUCCACUGCGCCGAUUCUCUUCACGGCCUUCGCCGGCGGCAUCUCUCUCGUCGCUUUUCUCUUCUUCUAUGGUGCUACUAGGUAAAAUAUCAAAGUCCUCUCAAAUGAACGAUUCAUCUCAAUCGCAAGCGCAAUCGCAAUCGCAAAAACCCUAGCUCAAUCCUUCACUCUCUCACUCAGGCAUAGAUGAUUUUGUUUUCGAUUUCGAUUCCGAUUUCGUUACACUAGAAAAGGUACAAAAACAAAGUGCUUAUACAAGGAAUUUAUAGAUGAAUCCCCUUAAACGAAGUAACAAUUCAUCUUCGUCUUCGAAUAAUUCCUCUCCUUCAUCAUCAUCGUCCUCAUCAUGGAUCCAUUUGCGUUCGGUUCUAUUUGUUGUUACUUCUUCUUCACCAGCUUCUUGUUCAUCCUCUGAUCGAGGUCGUCUUAAAUCACCAUGGUCACGCCGGAAGAGAAAACGCGUCCUUUCUCCUCAACAAUGGAAAAACUUGUUUACCCAUGACGGGAAAAUUCGCGAUGGUGGACUUAAGUUCCUGAAAAGAGUUCGUAGCGGAGGUGUUGAUCCUAGUAUAAGAGCUGAAGUUUGGCCUUUCCUACUUGGAGUGUAUGACUUGGACACUACCAAAGAAAAAAGAGAUGCUAUACGAACUCAAAAUAGAAAGAAGUAUGAGAAACUCCGUAGACAAUGCCGGCAGUUGUUAAAUUCCAAUAGUGGGAGCUUUAAGUUCUUUGAAAUAGGUGAAAUCAGCUAUGACGGAGAUGGUGUGAGUCUUGUUCAAGAUUCUGGUUCUCCUAGUUCUGAAGAUGCAGCAAGUGCCAGAGAAUCCCUUUCCAGUGGGGAGCAGAGUCCAGAUUUUGAAUAUUCAGAUGAUCCAUCCGUUUCCCUGUUGGAAGGAGAUGAUGUUCCCAACAGCAGCUAUGCUGAUGCCUCUGCCCUCGAUUCAGAUUCCACUGACUCAGAUUCCUCAGAAAGUCCUGGAGUAACUCAAACAUUUCCUUCUGAUGAUGCCCAGGCAGAGAACAACAGCGAGACAACUUCCAAGGAAAAUUCUUCUCCCUCACAAAUGAACGGCACUUCAAAACUACGAAGUAGUGAAGACUUUGCCACCUGGCAACGGAUCAUCCGACUUGAUGCAGUACGUGCCAAUGCAGAAUGGAUGCCAUUCUCUCCCUCCCAAGCUGUUGUACAUGAAAGCAGAGCACAUCGAUCUGCUGAGGCAGUUGGUUUAAAGGAUUAUGGUCACCUAGAUGCUGGCAGAAUCUUCCAUGCUGCUCGAUUGGUUGCUAUUCUUGAAGCAUAUGCACUAUUCGACCCUGAAAUUGGCUACUGCCAGGGUAUGAGCGAUCUGUUAUCUCCUAUAAUUAGUGUUAUAUCAGAAGAUCACGAGGCAUUCUGGUGUUUUGUUGGAUUUAUGAAGAAAGCUAGGCAGAAUUUCAGGCUUGAUGAGGUGGGUAUUAGAAGGCAACUUGAUAUAGUUGCAAAAAUAAUCAAGUUUAAGGAUUCCCACCUGUUUAAGCACUUGCAAAAGCUCCAGGCCGAGGAUUGCUUUUUUGUGUAUAGGAUGGUGGUGGUAUUGUUUAGAAGGGAGUUGACAUUUGAACAAACUCUUUGUCUUUGGGAAGUAAUGUGGGCAGAUCAAGCAGCCAUCAGAUCUGGUAUUGGGAAAUCUGCCUGGAACAGAAUUAGGCAGCGUGCUCCGCCAACAGAUGACUUGUUGCUUUUUGCAAUAGCGGCCUCAGUGUUACAGAGAAGGAAAUUAAUUCUUGAGAAGUAUAGCAGCAUGGACGAGAUUAUUAAGGAAUGCAAUGGCAUGGCAGGACACCUUGAUGUUUGGAAACUCCUGGAUGAUGCCCAUAACUUGGUGGUCACCCUUCAUGAUAAAAUGAAAAUAGAGGCAUCGUUCCAAUGACUGCAGUGGAUACAUAAACUACUUUAUUAUAUUGUCUUCGAAAGAUCUUUAGUUCAGGCUGCUGGAUAUCUCCUCUUGCGCCUACAAUAAGCACUGCAAAUGCUGGGUUUAUUAAAAUGAAUCUUGCUGCUUGCUGAAACUUUCCACUGCUUAUUUACAAUCUUUAGUUUCAAUAGUGCUGGCAAAUGUGGGAAAUGAAGUUGGUUAGAUUUACAUGUUAUGUUUAUUAUUUCUUUUUUUUUUUCAUCUCUUUUGGUCUCCACCAUUUUCUUCCUUUUGAUUUCAAUUCUGAUUUGAGACACGCUUCGGAGCACCUUUACCUAAAGUAGGUAGGUAGGUGCGUGUAACCUAUAGUAGAAGAGACUGAGAUUUACUCGACAUCUAAGAGUGUUGUCCUUUUUGACUGAAUCUGAACUCUUGAAUUUUUA
Vicia villosa (hairy vetch) is the source of this 2398-nucleotide messenger RNA. RefSeq names its product rab GTPase-activating protein 22-like. Gene Ontology annotation, molecular function: GTPase activator activity. The record is from RefSeq and is a predicted model, not a curated record. NCBI's taxonomy places the organism in Eukaryota, Viridiplantae, Streptophyta, Magnoliopsida, Fabales, Fabaceae. The transcript has 5 exons. Bases 330 to 1970 code for a protein of 546 amino acids. Gene Ontology annotation, biological process: activation of GTPase activity.